Messenger RNA from Alternaria alternata, 1973 nucleotides. RefSeq lists its product as hypothetical. The record is from RefSeq and is a predicted model, not a curated record. Gene Ontology annotation, molecular function: DNA binding. The transcript is spliced from 4 exons. Gene Ontology annotation, biological process: regulation of DNA-templated transcription. Bases 1 to 1686 code for a protein of 561 amino acids. Lineage: Eukaryota; Fungi; Ascomycota; Dothideomycetes; Pleosporales; Pleosporaceae.
AUGGACCCUGGGUCUCCGAUGGCCGACAGGCAUGCCAAAGUAAGCAAUGCCUGCUUGGACGCUCUCGAAGGCCUGCCCCAUACCUUCCCGCCCUAUUCUUACGACGAACAUUCCUCAGAAGUGAUCCACAGCACAGGUAUCGAGGAAUCCGGCCAGAGUUUUCUCCAAACACGAGUCGACCCAGAGGUGUAUGAAACCCAAUCUUACAUCGACUCUUUUCACGAUUCACCCGCCAUCGUCGAGCGCUUCCCUGAUCAUUUCGUCAGUCUCGACGACCAGCAAUUUGCUUGCAACGAUGCCUUCCGUGGUGAUACAAUAAACGGACCGGCUUGGAGCGCCGCCUGUGUUGAUGCACUUGCCUGCACGUCGGCCACACUUCGCACACACAACAACGCAGUUAUCUACUCGGCAGAGCCGAUCUCCACCCGCGAUGAUUCAUACAUUGAGCAAGUCGAACAAGCAUCAGAUCUAUCGAUCGGAUUUGUUGUGUGCGACACGCAGGCGGAUGCUACCUCAUAUGCAUCCGCUGAACCAAAUGAUCUCAUCUUAUGGGACGAACAUACUCAACCCCUGCAGCCUGAUUAUGUCACGCUGUCCGACUUAGAUGUGAUGCGAAGCCAAACCGAAUAUGAAGACAUGCAAGGUAUUGAGUGGUACCCUGAUGACGAUCGUCGACUUGUAGACUCAUACCCAACACCUGCAACCCAACCACGCAGUGAAGUGGGUUCAGAUCUUCCGCUAGGAGCUCCUCCCUGCGGGCGAUCGCAGACAGCAGAGACAGUCUCAGGAUCUCAAGACUCGAAGACGAAAUGUCCGCAGAAGGAAAUCGACCCCAUCAAGAAAUGGCUUUACGACCAUCCUCACGAUCCAUAUCCUACUACCAAAGAGAAGGCGGAGCUUGCUGCCGCUGCUGGCAUCACCGCGCUUCAGUUAAGGCGUCGCUUGAUUAACCUCAGAGGGCGUGACAAACAUGUGCUUGACAGAUUAUGCAGCGGAUCACCCGCUACCUCCAAGGCCUCUACCGCUCUACAGGGCCAAAGUACUUCAGGAACAGCCAAAAACCCGGGACGCAAGGGCAAGAGACGUUAUCAGUCAAGGGCUUCAUCCGCCGUGGGAGACGCUUCGAUGAUGCAUGUCGCCGAGACCCCCAAUGAUAACAAAGUAAAGGCUACCAAUAAGUAUCACUGCACACAGUGCGAAUCGAAAUCCUUCAAGGACUCGUACUCCUGGAGACGGCACGAGACUGGAGUUCAUCACUUCGGAGGUACCCGGUGGUACUGUAUGCUCAACAACCAACACAUCAUGGCAGGUGGGAAGUGCGUAUUCUGCUCCGACAUCAUUGAUGAUGUGAGCCACAUCAACCAGCACAACGUCCAGAUCUGCAUGGGGAAGGACAAGGAUGCACGCGUCUUCUAUCGCAAGGAUGGUCUCAAGCAACACGUUAUAUCAGCGCACCUACAUACCGCGAACGACUACACCAAGAGGGGAUUUAAACCUCCAAAAGCAUGGUCGGAAACAGAGGACAGAUACUCGCCGGACCCUGAAGGCCUUUGGUGUGGCUUCUGCCAGCGUUCGUUCAAAACUACCGCUGUGCGAAUGGACCACGUUGAGCAACACUUUGAGGAUGGGUUUCGGAUGAGUGCGUGGGUUAGUAGGAUGGAUGCUUACAAGAGAACAGUCGCUUGAGAUUGUUUCUGACGGAUUUCCCGUCCGUAUUGUCUUCCUGCCACAGUGUUCGCAGUAGCGGCGUACUCGGUGAAUGACCAUAGGCGAUGUGUACAUAGAAUGUCCGCUACGGAUGGAUGGACUAUUGGUUAGCAGCCUUCUCUGAUAAUUUUACGUGAUUCGACUGUCAGCUACCCGUCGCGUUCAGGCAGUUGUGUGCAACAGCCGGAUCACGGCUUGGCGUACGGCGUUCAGGAUGGCAUGCCUUGUAUGGCUGACAUGAGAAUACCUAUUCAUGAGAAGACAAC